AUGAGCGGGAAAUGGAACCCUGGCGCCAAGGACAAAGAUUCCCAGGAGCCCGGUCGAGACAGGCCAACCGAGGAGGCUGCAGCUGGUGUCCACAGAUCAGGACCAGAGCUGGGGCCCGAGGUGGGAGAGGUGGGCUCCUCCCUGCUGCCCCGGGCUCGUCCUCUCCUCUUCCCUGUCCCCCGUGUCCCCACCUGGAAAGGCAGCGGACAUUCUCAGGGCUGUGGAGGGAACCCAAUGGAGGGGUUAUACCGAGGAACAUUCUAUUUCCACUUCCGAAACCUUCGCUAUGCCUCUGGCCGGAACACCGCCUUCCUAUGCUACCGAGUGGAAGCAGUGGAGCACCGCUCGCCUGUCCUCAUUGACAGGGGAGUCUUUGAAAACGAGGUCUAUCCCUGUCCUCCCCUCCAUGCAGAAUUGUGCUUCCUCUCUUGGUUCUUCAACAACGUGCUGUCCCGUGACAAGCACUACUUGGUCACCUGGUACAUAUCCUGGAGCCCAUGCUGCGAGUGUGCAGGACAGGUGGCCGACUUCCUGGCCAGGCACAGAAACGUGAGGCUGACCAUCUUCGCCGCCCGCCUCUACUACUUUUGGAAAUCAGAAUACAGGCAGGGGCUUCGCAGGCUGUGCUGGGAAGGGGCCCAGGUGGACGUCAUGUCCUUCCAAGAAUUUCAAAGCUGCUGGGAAGAGUUUGUGGACAACCAGGGAAUGCCCUUCAAGCCUUGGAAGAAACUGAGGACAAAUUUUCACUUCCUGAACUCCAUGCUGGGGGACGUUCUCAGGACGUUGGAGAAAGACACAUUCACUUACAACUUUAUAAAUGACCCUUUGGUCCCUGGGCGGCACCAGACCUACCUGUGCUACAAGGUGGACCUCCUGGAUGGUGACACGUGUGUCCGAUCUGGCUGCCUGCGUAACCAGGUUCAGCCACUUACUUGCUUCUGUGUCCCUGAGGAGGAGUCAGGGGCAGAAGGAAAAGGCGACUACACAAGGACCAGGGAGUGUCAGGGUGGUUAUGAACCUAGACUACGCCGCCAUGCAGAGCUGUGCUUCCUGGACCUGCUGAAUUCCUGGCAUCUGGACCCUGCCCUGCGCUACAGAGUCACCUGGUUCAUCUCCUGGAGUCCCUGCUGCUACUGUGCCCAGGAAGUGGCUGCAUUUCUGGGUUGGAACAGCCACGUGCGCCUGCGCGUCUUCGCUGCCCGCAUCUAUGACUGGCUCCCAGGAUAUGAGCAAGGGCUGCACACACUGCAGGGGGCUGGGGCGCAGAUCGGCAUCAUGAACUUCAAGGGGUUUAGGCACUGCUGGGACACCUUUGUGCACCACCAGGGAAGGCCCUUUCAGCCCUGGCCUGGGCUGCAUGAACACAGGCGAGCCCUGUGGAGGAGGCUGCGGGACAUUCUGCAGGUGAGGGCGUCCUGCUCUGCUUCCAACAGCUCAGGCAGGGGCGGCGCGGUGGCUCCACCGUCCCCGCAGCUGGGCGACGCGGCCCGGGUGUCCGCGGGGCGACCUCGGCAGCUCCCGCCGCUGCCCGCAGGGGGCGUGGGCGAGUCGCGGCCGCGGGGGCCGCGGAGCGGGGGAGGGGCGCCGCUGUCACCCCGUCCCCCCUCGGCGCGCGACCCCGAAACCCCGCCCCCGCCGCCCCCUGCGCCACGCGCCACGGCUGCGGGGCCGGAAAUCUUCGAGUAA
Messenger RNA from Cynocephalus volans (Philippine flying lemur), 1686 nucleotides. It is a transcript of the gene APOBEC3B, whose product is annotated as apolipoprotein B mRNA editing enzyme catalytic subunit 3B. The transcript has 10 exons. Gene Ontology annotation, molecular function: zinc ion binding; cytidine deaminase activity; RNA binding. Gene Ontology annotation, cellular component: P-body; nucleus; cytoplasm. Gene Ontology annotation, biological process: cytidine to uridine editing; DNA cytosine deamination; negative regulation of single stranded viral RNA replication via double stranded DNA intermediate. Lineage: Eukaryota; Metazoa; Chordata; Mammalia; Dermoptera; Cynocephalidae. The coding region runs from base 1 to 1686 and encodes 561 amino acids. The record is from RefSeq and is a predicted model, not a curated record.